AUGAUCAGCGCGUUGUCGUCGACUGCGUGUCGUCACGUGCGUGGGCACCCGCGUCGACCAGGACGCAAUAUUUUUUUCUUUCCUUCUAUACUACGACGUUAUAUUUUUCUUUCCUGCUCUACGACAACGUCAUACUUUUAUUUCAUUCUCUACGACGACGUCGUAUUUUUUCUUUCCUUUUCUAAAAUGACACGACGCCAUAUCUUUUCUUUCCUUCAGCACGACGACAUCAUAUUUUUUUCCUUACUUCUCGACGACGCCAUAUCUUUUCUUUCUUUCGCUACGACGACAUCAUCUUCUUUCUUUACUUCUCGACGACGCCAUAUUUUUUCUUUCCUUCUCUACGACGACAUCAUAUUCUUUCUUUACUUCUCGACGACGCCAUAUUUUUUCUUUCCUUCUCUACGACGACAUCAUCUUCUUUCUUUACUUCUCGAUGACGCCAUAUUUUUUCUUUCCUUCUCUACGACGACAUCAUAUUCUUUCUUUACUUCUCGACGACGCCAUAUUUUUUCUUUCCUUCGCUACGACGACAUCAUAUUUUUUUCUUUAGGACGUUGCCAUAUUUUUUUCUUUACGACGACGUCAUAUUUUGUCUUUCCUUCUUUACGACGUCACCAUAUUUUUUCUUUCUUUCUCUACGACGACUCAUUUUUUUCUUUCGUUCUCUACGAUGACGUCAUAAUUUUUAUCUUUUCUUUCUCUCCGACAACGUCAUAUUUAUUUCUGUCCUUAUUUGUUUUUGAAAAGUUGAAGAGGAGCAUGGAAAGCCGAUGUUGGAAAUUCUCUCUAAAACUGGAUCCCGUAGCGAAGCCAGACGCGGAAUGCGCAGAAUUAAGUUUACGUGUCUUUCGCCGUUAUCUUAGCCGCUCGGCAACCAUAUUCACGAAAGCUGUGCACCGUUUUUACAAGAAAUAUUGCUAG
Messenger RNA from Acanthosepion pharaonis, 924 nucleotides. The record is from the annotation of a GenBank genome assembly. Lineage: Eukaryota; Metazoa; Mollusca; Cephalopoda; Sepiida; Sepiidae.